GCACCUCCUACUGGCAGCAAGACCUAUAUACUUUGCUCGAUUCUUCAUUCAACACUGAUCUCCCUUGCGGCCCUUCCCGAUGAGGAAAUCCUUACAGCCGAGUUAGAUGAUGCGUCUGACGAACUAGACGACGAUGGUACUCCUGCACCAUCUCAAAUCCAAGGCAGCCGUCGUCCUCGUCGCUCGCAGUCUACAAGUUUAUCUCCUCCGACUUGCACUGGAACCCUCCUAUCCUUCUCUUCCCCUACAUUACCUGCACUCGAGAACGUCGCAGCGUUCGGCAUACAGAAUAUCAUUCUCUCCCUCAUUCUCACUUCUGGACGGCUCAUAAGCGACCGUGAGCCACGAGGAGCGUUAAGGCAAUUACAUUUACCUAUGGGGGCUAGUGUCCCUCUAGGUCGUAGUGCGCAUGAUCACUCGUCUGGAACCGGGGGCACUGCGACCUUCACGAUAGAAGCGUAUCUGCAAUUGCUCAUUAGGCAAGGGUACAUCAACCGCGUCGUCUCCGGAGAAGCCGGUAAACCUGCCAAGGCCGCUGGCGGUAAACGCGGGCGCCUUUCUACAGCUGGUGGCAAUCUAGAUGGCGAGGAUGGGGAGAAUAAGUACGAAUGGCGUUGGGGUCCUCGAACGCAUAGCGAGAUUGGAGAGAAGGCGGUACAGGAGUUCGUCGCAGAGUUUGGUUUAUUUUGUUCUUAA
Molecule: messenger RNA, 696 nt
Organism: Lentinula edodes (shiitake mushroom)
Lineage: Eukaryota; Fungi; Basidiomycota; Agaricomycetes; Agaricales; Omphalotaceae
Exons: 1
Source: RefSeq, a predicted model, not a curated record